UGAUCUGAAACAAACAAACAAACAAAACCAUUUUAUAAAAAAUACUGAGCUGAGAGCUAAAUUCUCCUCAGAUGUACAUGUGCAUCUGGUGACUUCAGAGGGAGUUCUGCACAAGUCUGAGGUAAGAAUUUGGCCCUGAAUUUGUGUGCAGUACAAUAAUUUUAAUUAGAUGUAAUCUGAGGAGGAAGUUGGCGCACGAUGGAAAAGCAAUACCCACCAACUAUCACACUUUUAGCUCAUUGACUGUACAUAUUUUAAAAAGAAAAGAAGUGAUCAUAAAACAACACAAUACUUUGUGUAUUCUAAUUGAAAUGUUCAGUCAGUCUCUAAUCAAUUUUUUUUAUGUUUAAUUGUAUAAAAAAACCUGCUUAACAUUUUUUCUAAAUUUCAAAGUUCUUCCAUCAGAAUUGACUCUGGGUACAUGUAAAACAUAGUUUUCAAAGCUAGCCAGUACAUGUGUAUUAAACAACACAGCUCACAAUAAUCCCUUUGUCAAAAGCUUGAGAAAGGAGAUGGCCUUUGCAUUUGGAUCCAGGGGUUAACAAACUCAGUCUUUGCCAGGCCAAUAGAGUAAGCAAACUAAAAUAUGCACCAACUCCUGCUCUCAACUUGACUCAAACAACUUCUCAGUGAAUAAAUGGCAAUCUUUAAUUAAACAUACUAUGGCCUCUUUAUUUUAAGUCAAUGGAAAUAAUAAUAUGUGAGUGAGGCAAGCAAGAUUUGGGGCAAAAUUCUCAAAAACACUUAUUGAUUUAGGCACCUAAGUCCCAUUGGUUUUCAAGUCAGUUUGGUGCUUUUGAGAAUCUUACCUUUUCCCUAUAUUACUGCAGAUUUGGAGUGCAAUAAUCAUGUAGGCUAGGUUCAAAUGAGGCCUCACUGUUUACUUACUCCACUGGCUAACUACUGUAGCCACUAAAAAAGGCCAUAGGUGUUAAAAAAAAAAAAAUCCUCCAGACUAUUCAAGACCAGAUGGAACACUCUAAUGAUACCACACUUUAUCCUAAUGUCUUCUUCAAUGAUAAUACAACAUUACAUCAACACAUUUCAUUGUGAAUACCAUGCACUGACAAAAUCCAUCAAAAUCACCCAGUUUUGGGUCAAUGAACAGGGUCUGCUAAGAUAUCCCUCUCAAUGUCAUUCACAGAGAUUUUAAAGAAAGAGGGAACCCUUUAUGAUCAUCUAGCCUGACUUCCUGUAUAACUCAGGCCAAAGAGCCUCACCUAAUAAUUUCUGCAUCAAACCCAUACUUUCUGUUUGAGCUAGAGUAUAGUAUUACAUGCAAAUAGUAAGGACAUUAUUUACUGUUCAUGUUCUUAAAACAUCAAUAUUUUAGCUGUAUUUUUGACAUACCAAAAAUGAUCAGACCAUAAAUGUUCAAGUUAAAAAAUGAUAUUGGGAACAGAAACCAGCAUUCAAACUAGAAGAGAAAUAUUUAUUUAUUUUCUUCUAACUUACAACUAGCCAGAGAAUCGCACUGAAUUCUAGCUGGAUUAAAAAAAAAUAGUGCUGUUUGUAUAAGAAUUUUGGAGCUAAAUUAGGAGUUCCUCAGAAGUGGAAAUGUUAAAUGUAUGUAAAGAGAAAAUGUAGAAUCAAGGUUAACUUCAGAACCAUAAAUAGAAUUCCGAAUGAUUAGCUUUCAUUUCAUGAAGUUUAUGUUUAUAUUGUAUUGUGGCAAGUGUUUUAAACUAGAAUACUGUUCAAAAUAAAGAAUAAAAUCAAAAGCUUCCUUAAAAUUAAAAUGUGUGUACCUGGGAUUAUGAAGCUGAAGGCUUCGAGUUUUCCCGUCCAUUAGAUGCAAAAUUUGCUUCGCAUUCCUUGCAGAUAUGACGACAGUGCCUAAAAUCAGGAGGAAAAUAGAGCAUUCAAGAUUUUUGCUCAUAUUUCUCUAACACAGCUGUCAUCUUUGUGUCAUAUAUUGGAUGGGUGUUCAGGAAGCCAGAGAAGAGGAGGCUGCAUUGAUUAUGGCAGAGAAUGAUGAACUGUAGGGAUAUGAAGAUGUGGUGCAGGAAAAAGCUGCAGUAUUUGGAUACGUACAUCUUGGACGUAUGGAGCAAAGGAGACUCCAAAGGCUACAUUUCCUGGUCACUCUACCAUGCCCUUCCACCCAUGAUAUAUUACUUUCCUCUACAAAUAUUGGCACUUAGUGGUUUGGAAGCUUUUGCUGUUGCUUUCUUUUCUCCAGUAUUAUUAAUAAUCAGUCCUUUAUGGAAACUGGCGAACAACAAGUACAUUCUAGCUCUGCUAAGGCUGACUAUGGUUGGAAGUGUAGCUUCAUACCAAGCUCCAAAUGCUACACUCCGAAUACUGAUCUUGGCUCCAGGUGUUUGUUCCUCUCUCGUGGUUCAAACAGUAACAUGGUGGUCAGGAAACAGUUUACAAAGGUACAACAGGAUCUGGGGAUUCAUACUAGGGAAGAUUCUUCUACUGGUGCUCCGAAUCUGGUAUACUUCACUAAACCCAAUCUGGAGCUGUCAGACUGCCAACACCGUCAUAUUGAUGUUGGGUUUCAUAGCAGCUGUGGAGCGAAUUUACGCAGACACAGAUAGUAUGAAGCAAGAAGCAAACAAGACUGGUGAUGCAGCAAAAGAAACCAUUCCUAGAUCUAACUGGCUUUUGUCAGGAGCGGCUUUUGGCAGUCUGAUGUUCCUCACAUUAUGGAUUUUUGGAGAGGUCUCACUCGUUUCUAGGUGGGCUGUGAGUGGACAUCCAUACCCUGGGCCAGAUCCUAAUCCAUAUGGAGGUGCAGUUCUGUUGGGACUGGCCCAUGGAGUGAUGCUUUCCUUUUUGUCUUUGUCUUCUAUCACCAGUUUUGUUUGGUGUCUUACAGGCAUGGCAUCUGCAGCUGGUCUCCUUUACUUAAAGACCUGGGGUGCAGCUAUAGCAGGCAACAUUCUUGCUGUCUUUACCAUGUGUAUGUGGCCUCGACUGACUGGACGUUUUGUUAGCUGUCUGCAUCCUGGAAAAACCAUGAGUACAGCCAUGUUUGUCUAUGUCCUAGAGAUAUUCUUUUGUGUGUGGUGCACAGCUUAUAAAUUUGUACCAGGAGGAAUUUAUGCUAGAGAGAGCUCCCACCUUCUUUUAGGAGUUGUCAUGUUGUUUGUUGGGCUAGAUGAACUUAUUGGCUCCAGGAAGAACCUUAAUUGUAUAUUUCAAGUUAAAAGUAGCCAUAAGCCACUAUUCAAACAAAGUGAAAAAUAUAUCAAACUAUUCUUAUGGCUGUUUGUUGGUGUGGGUUUGCUAGGAUUAGGACUGCGAUAUAAAGCUUAUGAGAAGAAAUUAGGCCAAGGGCCUUCAACAAGAGACUUCUCUGCUGCAAUCUGGCCUUUCAGGUUUGGAUAUGACAAUGAUGGGUGGCCAAACCUGGAAGGUUCAGCAAUUCUGCUUAAACAUACAGGUGCAGAUUUUAUUACCAUUCUGGAGAGUGAUGCCUCUAAACCAUUCAUUGGGAACAUUGAUCCAACCAUGUGGUUAGGAGAAAAACUGGGUUUUUACACCGAUUUUGGUCCAAGCGCAAGGGAUCACACGUGGGGGAUUAUGGCUCUAUCAAGAUACCCAAUUGUGAAAUCCAGCCAUCACCUUCUCCCAUCCCCUGAGGGAGAGAUUGCACCAGCCAUCUCCAUGACAGUCAACUUUACUGGAAAACUGGUGGAUUUUGUUGUUGCUCACUUUGGAAAUGAAGAAGAUGACUUGGACAGGAAGCUCCAGGCUAUUACUGUUUCAAACCUGUUGAAGAAUAGCUCUCGACAGCUUGUAUUUCUAGGAUAUAUCACUUCAGCUCCUGGAUCCAGAGAUUACAUAGAACUAAUUGAAAAUGGCAAUGUUAAGGAUAUUGACAGUACGGAUAAUGACAGGUGGUGUGAUUAUAUCAUGUAUCGUGGACUAAUAAGGUUGGGUUAUGCCCGCAUUUCUCAUGCUGGCCUGAGUGAUUCAGAAGUUCAGAUGGCCAAAUUUAGGAUCCCAGAUGACUUGGAUAAUUAUGUUGACAAUGACAAAAUCAUCAUUGACCCCAGCCAAGUUCCUGAGGACAUCCAUUUCAACCCAAGGUUUGGAUCCUACAAAGAUGGACAUAACUUCCAACAUAUUCAUCAUUUUCAUAUGAGUACUCCCAAGUAUUUUAAACAGACUAGAAUGAGGAAAUAACACAUCAAUGUGACCAGAAAGCGAGGUCUGUAGAUUUAAAUCAAACUGCCAGCCAACCAAACCUACACUUUUUAGAGACUGAGCAUCUUCCA
Molecule: messenger RNA, 4232 nt
Organism: Mauremys reevesii (Reeves's turtle)
Lineage: Eukaryota; Metazoa; Chordata; Testudines; Geoemydidae
Gene: CWH43
Product: cell wall biogenesis 43 C-terminal homolog
Exons: 17
Coding region: 1972-4140 (722 amino acids)
Biological process (GO): GPI anchor biosynthetic process
Cellular component (GO): endoplasmic reticulum
Source: RefSeq, a predicted model, not a curated record